AUGGCUGUAAACUAUCCCCGUAGGGAGCUAACAUCCGAACCGUUUGGAGACCAAAUGGACCUUAUCGAGAAAAGGUGGAUAGAGCUGCAAAAUAUGCCUAUUUUGUAUAUGAACACUAGGAAAAAGCCAAAGCUGCAACUUCAACAACAACAAUCAUACCAAGCAGAAUAUCAACAGCAACGAUUUCAGUAUAACCCACAGCAACAGAAUUAUCGUCAGCAACAGCAGCAGCAUAUGAUUCUGUUGGAAGAACAACAACUUAGCUUUUCGCAGCACCAGCAGCACCAGCAACCGCAUCAGCUCCAGCAUCAGCUCGAGCCUACCUACUCUCAACAAUAUUACCCAGCUACAUCGGGAAAUAUGCCAGUUUCCACCGGCUCCAUUGGUACGGACAUUUCUGCUAAGCAAGUUUCGACCAAGCCAACUUUUGAUCCGUUUGCAACUGAGUUCCAGCCAAACUAUACUCAGAACAUUUGGGGGUCAGGUAAUGGCAAUAGAGAGAAGGGUAUCACCACUGUGUGGGGUUGA
Dujonia railenensis is the source of this 528-nucleotide messenger RNA. The record is from the annotation of a GenBank genome assembly. NCBI's taxonomy places the organism in Eukaryota, Fungi, Ascomycota, Pichiomycetes, Serinales, Debaryomycetaceae.